UAUGUCUCUUUAUCUCGUUAGUACAAGACGAUAUAGAAGAGUAUAUAAGAGUUGCCUAGCUCCCGGCUCAAGCAGUUUUGCAUAAUUUUUGAACGAUUUGUGUGAAAAGUUUAUUUCAUUAUUUAUAUCGUAAACAUGAAUACAGUUCUCAACGGUCACGAUAACUUCAUGACGAAUGGAGCCGUUAAAGUAGAGAAGAAUGGCACAAACAUAGAAAAUGGAGAAAAAGGAGGAUAUACUUACGAAACUUUAACAGAAACUGCCGACUUUUUGAAGAAAUUGGUUCCCAUCAAGCCCAAAAUUGGUAUCAUCUGUGGAUCCGGUUUGGGUGCGUAUUGGAAUGAAGGUACGUUGGCAGAUGCUUUGGAUCAGAAAAUAGCAGUACCAUAUGAAAAGAUUCCCAAUUUUCCUCAAAGUACAGUAAAGGGUCACACAGGAGCUCUCGUUUUCGGUUACAUUGGAGGAGUCCCUGUAGUAUGUAUGAAGGGCCGUUUCCAUUAUUAUGAAGGAUAUCCUCUUUGGAAAUGUGCAAUGCCCGUACGAGUAAUGAAACUAUUGGGAAUCACUCAUCUCAUAGCUACUAAUGCUGCUGGCGGACUAAAUCCAAGAUACAAAGUAGGAGAUAUUAUGCUUAUCAAAGAUCACAUUAACCUUAUGGGUUUUGCUGGAAAUAACCCACUUCAAGGACCUAACGAUGAGAGAUUCGGACCUAGAUUCCCUCCCAUGAACAACUCAUAUGACAGACAACUGAUAAGAGAAGCUAAAAGGAUAGCUAAAGGUCUCGGUUUAGAAAAGGAUGUCCAUGAAGGAGUUUACACCUGCUUAGGAGGACCUAACUUCGAAACGGUAGCUGAGCUCAGAAUGUUAAAAAUGUGGGGAGCUGAUACUGUAGGCAUGUCCACAGUCCACGAAGUAAUCACAGCUCGGCACUGCGAUUUAACUGUUCUAGCUUUCAGUCUCGUGACAAACGAAUGUCUUGUCGAGUAUGAUAACACAGAGUUUCCUAAUCACGAAGAAGUGUUGGACGUUGGAAAAUUAAGGCAAGAAGUACUCCAGAAAUUUGUAAAACAAAUCAUAGAGUUCAUCGCAACAACAAAGGAAUUCAAACAAUAAUUCGUUUUAGGAUUAACUGUAAAUAUGUAAUUUUUAAAUUAUUUUUCGUAAUAUAUUUAACUUAAUGGCAA
Messenger RNA from Diabrotica balteata, 1184 nucleotides. The record is from the annotation of a GenBank genome assembly. NCBI's taxonomy places the organism in Eukaryota, Metazoa, Arthropoda, Insecta, Coleoptera, Chrysomelidae.